AUGACCCAAACGUCGCAGCACGCCUUCGGCUUCCAACGCCCCCAAUUGUCUGCCCGCCGUGCGUGCCGCGUGCAGGAUGUCGCGGCCCUCUGCGAUGCGCUGACUUCCAACACCCGCCUGUCAGAGCUUUCCUGCAGCUGCCACCCGCUGUCGCCCGGCGCCGCGGCGCGCUUCGGCGCCGCGCUCGCCGCCAACGGCGCGCUGCGCAGCGUCAGCGUCGGCGACAGCAGCUUCGGGGACGCUGGGUUGGCGGCCAUGGCUGGCGGGCUGGCGGCGAACAAGGGUCUGACGCGCCUGGAUCUGGAACACAAGGCCCUUACGGCGGCGGGGGCGAGGGCGCUGGCGGCGUGCCUGGCGGCGCACCCCACGCUGCAGGAGCUGUUGAUCGGCCGCAAUGAGCUCGGCACCGACGGUGUCUCCGCGCUGUGCGUCCCCUGGCGGGCUCUGCGAGCCCUCGACCUAUCCAGCUGCGGCCUCGGCGCCCCAGCGGUGGCCGCGCUCGCGGCCGCGCCGGCACUGGGGACGCUGGCGCAGCUGGCGCUGGCAGACAACGAGCUGGGGCCUGGCGCGGGGGCACCGCUGGCCGAGCUGCUGGGCCGCGCGGGCAAGCUGCGGGUGCUGGAGCUGGCAGGCACUCGGCUUGGGGAGGAAGGCGUCGCCACCCUGGCCUCGGCGCUGCCGUCAGCCCCUGGCCUGGCCGCCUUGGAUCUGAGCCGGUGCGGCAUGAGCGCUGCAGGGGUGCGCGCGUUGGCCGGCGGGCUGCGGCGCCAGGCGGCGGCGGGGCCGCUGCGGCUGGUGCUGGGGCCAGGGAACGACCUGGGGCAUGAGUCUGUCGUGGAGCUGGCGGCGGCACUGCAGGAGCGCGCACGAAGCGGCGACAGUCAGCACGGGGACAAAGGGCAGCAGCAGCAGCAGCAGCAGCGGGGGCGGGAGGCGGUCAACUAUGAUCUUGACCUGGGCGGCGGAGAUCUGGGGCUGGCGGCGGUGCAGGCCCUGGCGCGCCUGCCGGGCCUUGAGGGCCUCGCGCUGUUCCGCGCGGCCCUGUCCGACGCGGCUGUCGCGGCACUGUGCGGCGCCGUGGCGGCCAGCGGCGGCGAGGGGGGGGGCGAGGGGCACGCCGAGGAGCGUCAGUUUGCCGGGCUGCGCAACCUGAACCUGUCUGGGUGCGGCCUGGGGCUGGCCAGCCUGAAGCAGCUGCUGGCCGCGCUGGAGCGCGCAGGGGCCGGCUCGCCGCUGCGGCUGGUCGAGGUGGGCGCCAACCCUGGCGCUGACGAGGCGGAGUUUCACGAAGCCGCCGCCGCGCUCAAGGCCGCCCGCCCCGAGCUUGACGUUCACUGGCGCGCCGCCGACGGCAGCAGCGAGGGCGCGGGGCAGGUCGGCGGCGGCGGGCUGCGGCUGCAGGCCGCGGCCCCGGGCCCCUGA
Messenger RNA from Monoraphidium neglectum, 1422 nucleotides. RefSeq lists its product as hypothetical. The record is from RefSeq and is a predicted model, not a curated record. The transcript is spliced from 5 exons. The coding region runs from base 1 to 1422 and encodes 473 amino acids. Gene Ontology annotation, molecular function: GTPase activator activity; small GTPase binding. Lineage: Eukaryota; Viridiplantae; Chlorophyta; Chlorophyceae; Sphaeropleales; Selenastraceae. Gene Ontology annotation, cellular component: perinuclear region of cytoplasm; nucleus; cytosol. Gene Ontology annotation, biological process: activation of GTPase activity; nucleocytoplasmic transport.